This is a messenger RNA of Sphenostylis stenocarpa, 1530 nucleotides long. The record is from the annotation of a GenBank genome assembly. NCBI's taxonomy places the organism in Eukaryota, Viridiplantae, Streptophyta, Magnoliopsida, Fabales, Fabaceae.
AUGGACAACGGAAGCCUUAGUGAACCUCCCAGCAAACCUUCUUCUCCGCCGCCUCAAGAGUUUGAUGGGGGAGAAAGGACCGUUAAGAAGCUUCGGCUAUCGAAAGCCCUCACUAUAUCUGAGGGGACAACGGUUUCUGAAGCGUGCCGGAGAAUGGCGGCUCGGCGUGUGGAUUCUGUUUUGCUGACUGAUUCCAAUGCUUUGCUAUCUGGAAUCAUGACUGAUAAGGACAUUGCUACAAGAGUUAUAGCUGAGGGUUUACGGCCUGAGCAGACUAUGGUUUCAAAAGUAAUGACUAGGAGUCCUAUAUUUGUGACAUCUGAUACGCUAGCCUUAGAAGCUCUUCAGAAGAUGGUCCAAGGUAAAUUCAGGCACCUCCCUGUUGUGGAAAAUGGUGAAGUCAUUGCCAUACUGGAUAUCACCAGAUGUCUUUAUGAUGCUAUAACUAGGAUGGAGAAGGCUGCUGAGCAGGGCAGUGCCAUUGCUGCUGCAGUUGAAGGGGUGGAGCGCCAUGGGGGUAGCAAUGGAUCUGUUAGUGCUUUGGUAGAGACAUUGAGGGAGCGCAUGUUCAAGCCUUCCCUGUCAACUCUAAUUGGUGAAAAUACAAAGGUUGCUAUUGCAUCACCUGCGGAUCCUGUUUAUGUAGCUGCAAGGAAGAUGCAGGAGUUGCGUGUUAAUUCGGCUGUUGUUGUGUCCUUGUCAGGAACCAAGAUUCAGGGGAUAUUCACCUCAAAGGACAUACUAAUGCGUGUUGUGGCUCAAAAUCUUUCUCCUCAGUUGACUCUUGUGGAAAAGGUAAUGACUCCACAUCCAGAUUGUGCAUCAGUAGAUACAACAAUAUUGGAUGCGCUGCAUAUGAUGCAUGAUGGGAAAUUCUUGCAUCUUCCUGUCGUAGACAAAGGUGGAUAUAUCGUUGCUUGCAUGGAUGUCUUGCAGAUAACUCAUGCUGCAAUUUCUAUGGUUGAGAGUAGCUCUGGAGCUGUUAAUGAUGUAGCAAAUACAAUUAUGCAAAAGUUUUGGGACUCAGCUCUUAAUCUAGAGCCACCAGAAGAUUCCGAUACUCGCAGUGAAAUUUCUGGGGCAGAUACAACAAAGUCUGCAUUUCAAUCUGUAGGUGGUGGACAUUCAUUUGCCUUCAAAUUAGAGGAUCUCUGUGGUCGUGUGCAUCGAUUCAACUGUGGUACUGAACAUCUAGAUGAGCUAGUUUCUACAGUCAUGCAGAGAGUUGAUGUUAAAGACGGAGAACGCCCUACAAUUUUGUAUGAGGACGAUGAAGGUGAUAAAGUUGUUCUUGCAAAUGAUAGUGAUCUUGUUACGGCUGUCAGCUAUGCUAGGUCUGCAGGACUGAAGGCUUUGAAGUUGCAUUUGGAUUGUGGCAAUUCAUCAACCAAAGCAACAACUCCAAAAUCUUGUACAGCUACUACUAUACAGAAAACCAGUGUUCUUUCUUUGAGCUCUAUUACUUUUGCUAGUGCAAUUGUUAUAGCAAGCGUUGGCAUGGUGGUCUACUUGAAACACUCCAAACAUUGA